UGAGAAUGUUCUUCAGAGAGUAAUGUGAACAAAAAAGAUAAUUAUUUUAUUCUAUAGAAACAACUUUAUAUUGGCGAUUCCUUUCCAGUCAAGGGAUAAGUGAAUCAGAAUGAUGAACGUUACUUGUUAUAUACUUCUUCAAUUAACUUUUAGUUCUUCUCUUAUUGUUUAACAUCAUGUUCAAGUCUUUGUUUCGUCAAAUGCAGCAAGCAUUAAUUCAACGCGGUUUAGAACCAUAUAUUUCAUAUGAAAUUGCACGAAACGCGUUUAAAAUGUUAUCAAAAGACAAGCAAAAACCAAGUCAAUCAACAAUUACAACAUUUUACGAUUUACCAAGCGACUAUUUAUGUGGGAUUAUUCUGAUUUUAAAAGUUCAAGAACAAAUUAAUAGUUUAGAAGGUUGGCAUCAUCAUUUAAAUACUGAUUUAAAUCAUAUCAUACAUCCACAAUUUUAUAUGUUUAUUCGUGCUAUUCAAAACGAUUAUGCAUAUAAUUCAGCAAUAUCAUCACGUCAUACAGCCACUGGUACAAUACCACCAAGAAAAAAGUUAUUUGUGAAUCGAAAUGCACCAUUACGCGAUUUAGAAAAUCGUUAUAAACAACAGGCAUUAACACUGGAAGAAUAUCUUGAAAAAGUGAUGCGAUUAAUUGGUAUCAAAAAGUUUUGA
Didymodactylos carnosus is the source of this 668-nucleotide messenger RNA. The record is from the annotation of a GenBank genome assembly. Lineage: Eukaryota; Metazoa; Rotifera; Eurotatoria; Philodinida; Philodinidae.